Fusarium sp. VM40 is the source of this 4068-nucleotide messenger RNA. The record is from the annotation of a GenBank genome assembly. NCBI's taxonomy places the organism in Eukaryota, Fungi, Ascomycota, Sordariomycetes, Hypocreales, Nectriaceae.
AUGCACCACGUUCUGGUCGGCGAGUCGUGCUACACGGCCUCUGAGGUUCAGAAGCUCGUGCAGCGCAUCAACGAUCAGAGCUCCGUUAAGGUUGUCAAGCUUACGGGUUUAUGGCAAUACUACGUUGACCUUGAGACUGAGGAUAGUGCCGUUCUCAGCAGCAUUAAGCAGAUUCUCGAGGCUACUGAGCAACCUACGAACGCCCCCUCAACCGACAGCAAUGGCAAAUCCAUCGAUAUCUAUGUCAGCCCUCGAAAUGUCUCCCCAUGGAGCUCAAAGGCCACCAGCAUCGCGCUAGUCUGCGGUCUCAGGACCGUUAGCCGCAUCGAACGAGGUCGAGUCAUCCACAUCGAAUUUGACGAUGCGUACAAGGGAGAGGAUGAUCUGGGAUUCCGGGAUAUUCUCCAUGAUCGCAUGACAGAACUCUUUAGCCUUUCGCCCCCAGUUCUCGACACCAUGUUUGCCCAUGGAACCCGAAACCCUCUGGUUGUGGUUGAUAUCUUUUCAGACGAAAGAGGCCCGUUGGCCGCUCUCCAGGACCACAACAAGAAGGCUGGACUCGGUCUCGACCAGCCUAACAUGGAGUACUUGGUUAAGCAGUACACUGCGCUUGGUCGAUCCCCUAACGACGUGGAGCUGUUCAUGUUUGCUCAAGUCAACUCCGAGCACUGCAGACAUCAUGUCUUCAAUGCCUCAUGGACAAUUGAUGGUGUUAGUCAGGACAACAGUCUGUUCGGCAUGAUCAAGAACACCCACAAACUGAACCCCGAAUACGUCAUCAGCGCUUAUUCCGAUAACGCAGCUGUUCUAUCCGGCGACGAGGGUAACUACUGGGCUCCGGACUACUCUACCGGAAGCUGGAAGCUUACUCGUGAGGUCGUUCAGCCUCUUAUCAAGGUUGAAACUCACAAUCACCCAACUGCCAUCUCCCCCUUCCCCGGUGCUGCAACCGGAAGCGGCGGUGAAAUUCGUGAUGAAGGUGCUGUUGGCCGAGGUUCUUCUCCCAAAGCUGGACUUGCCGGUUUCUGGGUUUCUGAUCUUCUGAUCCCUGGUAACAAGAGGCCUUGGGAGCUUGAUAUUGGACGUCCCUCUCACUACGCCUCCAGUCUUGAUAUCAUGCUUGAGGCUCCUAUUGGAUCUGCUCGCUUCAACAACGAGUUCGGUCGCCCUGCCCUGACCGGAACGUUCAGGACACUUCUUACCAACGAGGCUGGAUCUGACGCCCCUGAGUACCGAGGUUAUCACAAGCCCAUCAUGAUCGCCGGUGGUAUCGGUAGCGUUCGACCCCAGCACGCUCUCAAGGAGGACAGUCAUGUUGAAGAGGGUGCCCAUGUCAUUGUUCUUGGUGGUCCCGCCAUGCUGAUCGGUCUCGGUGGUGGUGCAGCUUCCUCCAAUGCUGGUAGUGAGGCUACCGCAGAUCUUGACUUUGACAGUGUCCAGCGAGGAAACCCUGAGAUGGAAAGACGAGCCCAAAUGGUCAUCAACACCUGUGUUGCUCUUGGCUCAGAAAGCCCCAUCGCAUUCAUCCACGAUGUUGGCGCUGGUGGUCUUUCAAAUGCUUUGCCCGAGCUUGUCAAGGACGCUGGUUUUGGUGGCAAGUUCGAGCUUCGACAAGUUGAAAGCGCUGAUAACUCCAUGUCUCCUCUCCAGAUUUGGUGCAACGAGGCCCAGGAGCGAUACGUACUCCUUGUCAAUAGGGAUGGACUCAACCGCUUCACAAGCAUUUGCCGGCGAGAACGAUGCGGUUUCUCCGUUGUCGGAAACGCCGUUACCAAGGAUGAGAGUGGUGUUUCUAAGCUUGUUCUGACUGAUCGCGAGCCUACGACCCAGCCUCCCAUUGAUCCCAUCAACCUUCCUAUGGAUGUUCUCUUCCCCCCUGGGCGGCGAAUUUCCAAGGAUGUCCAACGUGUUCAGAAGACCCUUCGUCCCUUUGACGCCGUCAAGAGCCUCACUGAACAUUGUGGUAGCUCCGAUAUCGGCGAUUUGGUGACCAAGGCUACUGAAUUGGUAUUCAACCUCCCUUCAGUUGGAUCCAAGAGUUUCCUUAUCACCAUUGGUGACCGCAGCGUAGGAGGUCUUUCUGUCCGAGACCAGCUUGUCGGGCCUUGGCAGACUCCUGUCGCAGAUGUCGCCGUCACCCUCACUAGCUUCAGUCUCGACGACAAGAAGCGUCGUGGUGAGGCAAUGGCAAUGGGUGAAAAGCCUAAUCUUGCCCUUAUUUCGGCUGCCGCCUCGGCUCGUAUGGCUGUCGUGGAGAGUCUGAUGAAUCUUGGUGCCGCUGACAUCAAGCCUGGUCCUGUUAACGGUGAUCUUAAGCGCGUCAAGCUUUCUGCCAACUGGAUGGCUGCUGUUGGUCACCCCGGCGAGGGUGCUGCGCUUUACGAUGCGGUUGAGGCUAUUGGUAUGGAGCUCUGCCCUCAGCUCGGUGUUUCUAUCCCUGUCGGCAAGGACUCUUUGUCCAUGAAGGCCUCCUGGAAAGACAAGGAGACCUCUGAGUCUCAGACCGUCACUGCUCCUGUGUCGCUAGUCGUCUCAGCCUUUAGCUUGGUUGAGGAUGUCCGCAGCACAUGGACACCUCAGCUGCGCCGUGUCGAAGAGGUUGGCGAGUCUGUUCUUGUCUUUGUUGAUCUCGCCCAGGGUUCCCGUGCUAUGGGCGGUUCUGCUCUUGCUCAGACCCUCGGACAGAUUGGAAACGAAGCUCCUGAUGUUCGCGAUGUCCAGAUCGUCCGCGACUUCUUUGAUGCUCUGUGGCAACUCCACCAAGAGAAGAUUGUCCUCGCCUACCACGAUCGAUCCGAUGGUGGUCUGCUUACCACUGUUGCUGAGAUGAUGUUUGCCGGUCGAUGCGGUGCUGACAUCUCCCUCGAUGACCUUGCUGAGUCUGAAGACAAGGUAAUCGACGCCUUGUUCAACGAAGAGUUGGGUGCUGUCUUCCAGAUCCGCCGUGGCGAUGAGACCAAGUUUAAGAGGUGCUUUGCCACCUGUGGUCCUCCUCAUGGUCUUCUAAGGACCAUCGGUUACGUUCGACCUACUAGCAAGCAGUCCCUUCUCGUCAAGUAUCGAUCAAAGACCAUCGCCGAUCUAGACCGUGUCAAGAUCCAGCAAUGGUGGACAAGUACUUCCUACGAGAUGCAAAAGCUGCGAGACAACCCCGACUGUGCCCAGUCUGAGUAUGAUGCCAUCAGGGACAGCAAGGACGCCGGUCUGCACUACAAGCUCAAGUUCGAUACUGCCGAUGUCAGCCUCCCAGCCCUUACCAGCCUCAAGAGCCUGGUCUUCAAGCCCAGAGUUGCUAUUCUCCGAGAGCAAGGUGUCAAUGGUCACGCCGAAAUGGCCUUUGCUUUCCGAGCCGCUGGCUUUGACGCUGUUGAUGUUCAUAUGUCUGAUAUCCUCGAUGGCUUCUCUUUGGAUGGAUUCAGAGGUCUUGCUGCUUGUGGCGGCUUCUCGUAUGGUGAUGUCCUCGGUGCCGGUAACGGUUGGGCCCAGUCCAUCCUCAUGCAUGACGGUGCUCGCAAAACCUUUGAAGCAUUCUUCAAGCGUCCUGAUACCUUCUCUUUCGGUGUCUGCAACGGUUGUCAGAUGUUGACCCGACUCAAGGAACUGAUUCCUGGUGCCGAGCACUGGCCAACAUUUGUCGAGAACGCCAGCACACAGUUCGAAGGCCGAUACUCUAUGGUCACCAUUGAGGAUAAGUCUGAGAAUUCUGUCUUCUUCAACGGCCUGAAUGGAUCCUCUCUCCCUAUCGUUGUUUCUCACGGUGAGGGCCGAGCUGAGUUCUCUUCUACCAGCGACUUACAGGCCAUCAAUGACUCCGGUCUUAUUCCGCUCCGCUACGUGGACAACUACGGUUCCGUCACUGAAAGAUACCCCUUCAACCCCAAUGGCAGUCCCCAGGGUAUUGCCGGUGUAAAGAGCAAGGACGGCCGUGUCGUCGCUAUGAUGCCUCACCCCGAGCGCACUAUUAUGGCUGAUGUUGGCUCAUGGAAGCCUGAGCGCCAACUGGCCGAGUGGGGUCAAUUUGGUCCUUGGUUCCAGCUGUUCUUGAACGCGCGCAAGUGGGUUGCUUAA